AUGACCCCGCCUGAAUUUGAUGCACUGGUGAAGCGGCUCAUCGCUCUCCAAACUCCAAAGGUAGUGGUGCUUCUGGUUCUCCUUGUUUGGUGGCUUGAUCUACCAAAAGAAGAAGAGAACCCUUAUCAGGUGCUAGAAUUCUUCUCCGGUGUUGGGCGCAUUGCUGCCCUAUCCAAGCUUGGCGGCCUUCGAUCCGCGGCUGUGGAUAUUGUCAAUGGGGAGGAGGUUUUGGAUGCCUCGACCAAAGACCUGUUUGACAGUGACACUCUUGUGGCUGUGCAAGACCCAUAUGGUGAGAUUAUAGCAUAUGAGGAUGCCUUUGUCAAGACCUGCCGCAAGAAGGCCCAGUUGAUAUCGGAGGAUGACUUGUUCGUGGAUGGCCAGUUCAUGUCAGAACAAGACAUGAUUGAUGAGGGCUUCAAAGAGCCACGUAUCGCUGGGAUCAAAGCUGAAUGUGCUCAACAUGCAGGUUCGAUCCGGCAACAGGAUGAGUUCACUUCCCUCUUCAAAGAAGCCCGGAAGUGGUGCCUAGUCGAUGGCAUUUUGGCGCUCGAAGGUGUGCGCAGAAGCUUUGAACCUCAGCACGAGAGCUGCGCUCCAGCUGUGUCUUUGGCCCAGCAUGCUGAUGCCCUGCAGGAAGAGUUGGAGGAUCAUGAGCCCUUGCCCUUGUCCACCACUGGUGUGCUGGGGUGUCAACACAAGAAUUCCUCCAGGCAGUACAAACGAGUAGUAGCCAGGAAAAUUCCGACAUCGUACCACCAGUUCGAGGAGAAUGGAGGGACCGUCAGACUUCCCUAUCUGAAGCCAACAGACAUGCUGAAGUAUUUGCUGUCCAACGAACCGUGGAUACUUUUAGGAGGGCUGGAACCUGGCCAAGAAGCGGAGGACAUGCUGGCUACAUUUUGGAGGCUCUACAAGUCGGAGCAUAGCACUCAUGCAGUGUACAAAAUGGCCGAGGAAAAUCGGCUCUCAUUAUCUCAGACCAUCCCUGUGUUUCUUCACGGCGAUGGAGGUCGUACCCAAAAGAAGGCGCCACUGGAAGUUGUCAGUUUUCGACCAGCUUUAGGAUUGGAUACAGAAAUAAACAAUUUUGGAUGCACCUGCAACCCUUCAACAGUCUAUUGUGGUGAUUGCAAGUUGGAUCCGCUCGCACAAAGGUUGAACAAUCGAAAUCACUCAUACCUCACCCACUUUUUGAUUUUUGCCUUCCCUUCGAAGAAGUUCAAAUCGACUCCUGGCCUUUUCAAGUCCAUGUUGGACGCGGCAUCCAUGGACCUGAGAGCUGCUUGCUGUGAUGGAAUUUCAGUGGGCAACAGUCUGUACCACGUGGCAGUUUUGGGGAUGGCCGGGGACAUGGAGUACCACACCAAGUCUGGAACACUGAACAGGUCUUACCAGAAUGUUGGCUCCCGAAAUUUCCUCAGGUGCUGUGCAGAGUGUUGGGCUGGCGACAUUCGAUAUCCAUUCGAGGAUGUAUCAACAUGUCCCGCAUGGCUCUCAACUCUAUACAACAGCCCUCCUUGGACACAGACUCCACCAUUCAAGCACAUACCGUUUGAAGACUGGAACACGGGGGCUGCUGGGAGGUUUUUCAAGAAGGACCCAAUGCACAUCUUCAGACUGGGGAUUGCAAGGAAUUUCAUUGGCUCCACUAUAGUACUGUUCUGUUUGGAAGGGGUGUGGGAUUCUCCUGGAGAUUCGUUAGCGAUAGACAAUAGGUUGAUUCGUGCAUGGAGCUCCUUUGCCCUUUGGUGCGAUGCCAACAAUGUGACCUGUGGGGCUAUCAGGUCAUUCAGCAAGGCGGCGUUACACAUGCCCAGACUUGGAGUCUUCCCCUUCAUUGGAGGGAAAGCCAGUGACAGCAUUUACCUCUUAAAGUGGCUGAAGUUUGUGAGUGGUCUUGAAGGUGUUGCAAACCCAACUUCGACUUUAUUUCCAUUAGUUCUGAAGGCUGCAGUGCAAGGAUUGAAUUUCCAGUGCAUACACCGCCACGGACUGUGGCUACCAGUUGGCUGCAGGGACCGCAUCAUUCGAUAUGCACGAGACUUUGUUCAGUCUUAUGCCUGGUUGGCUCAAUACGCAUACCAGCGAAACUUGCAGCUAUACGGCAUGGUACCGAAACUGCACGCGAUGCAUCACUUCCCUGUUCAAUUGGGGCUUCAACAUGGCAACUCCUUUUGUGCCAACCCAGCCCUGUUUGACUGUUCUUCUUCGGAGGACUUCGUAGGGCGCAUCUCCAGACAAUCACGGAGAGUGUCAAAUGUAAACGUGGUUGAGAACACCAUCUUAGCAUACCGUGUGAAAUCAAAAAUGAUCAUCAAACGAUUCAAAAGAAAGAAGCAAUAG
Molecule: messenger RNA, 2346 nt
Organism: Durusdinium trenchii
Lineage: Eukaryota; Dinophyceae; Suessiales; Symbiodiniaceae
Source: the annotation of a GenBank genome assembly